AUGCCUCUCCCCGCUCCCCCGCACCGCGUCGUGACGCACCUCUACAACACUGCGCGCGCGUCCCUCGCCCGCACCUCCCUCCCUUACACCAACUCGGCCGUCGGCAUCUCCUCCAUCCUCCUCCGUCACGGCCUCCUCUCCAACAUCUCCCGCGGCACCCCGACGCACCCGGACCCCACCGAGUUCCCCACGCUCCCCAAGGCCGCACAGCGCCUGUGGGUCGGCCACAAGUACCGUGCCGGCUCGCCCGUCCUGCGCCACAUGGAGCUCGUCUCCAAGGCGUCCCUCCGCAAGCUCGUCUCGCGUGACGAGCUCGGUCUCCUCCUGAGGGGCAAGCGCGCACGCAACAUCAACGGCGUCGGCACCGGAGAGAUCCUCGUCGUCAAGGUCCCCACCGACUCCAAGACCGCGCGUACCGGCGCCGACACCUACAUGGAGGGCUGGGAGGCAUACCGCGCCGGCCUCGGCGGCGAGGUCAUCUGCCGCGCCGCGUAA
Molecule: messenger RNA, 495 nt
Organism: Apiotrichum porosum
Lineage: Eukaryota; Fungi; Basidiomycota; Tremellomycetes; Trichosporonales; Trichosporonaceae
Exons: 1
Coding region: 1-495 (164 amino acids)
Biological process (GO): translation
Cellular component (GO): ribosome
Molecular function (GO): structural constituent of ribosome
Source: RefSeq, a predicted model, not a curated record